This is a messenger RNA of Ctenopharyngodon idella (grass carp), 1228 nucleotides long. It is a transcript of the gene mpdu1a, whose product is annotated as mannose-P-dolichol utilization defect 1a. Lineage: Eukaryota; Metazoa; Chordata; Actinopteri; Cypriniformes; Xenocyprididae. Gene Ontology annotation, biological process: oligosaccharide biosynthetic process. The record is from RefSeq and is a predicted model, not a curated record.
ACGCCCCUCUAAAACUUAACAUCAUUGGUGAGGCUUGCUUUACCCGUCAACUAGAGGCAGUUUUGGUGGAUAUUGCAAAAUAAGACAUUUGUUAUGAAUGGCCAUUAGUUGAAAAAAAGAUUUAGCAUAGACGUUAUAAAAGACGACAAAAAGUCACGUAUUUUAGACGACUAGUUAGUUAGUCUUGUAAAAGGAAGCUUCCAAUGUAUUUAUUUCACUGAUUAUUCCCCGUGGUGAAGAUUUGGGUCGGGAUACGAUAAACGACCACUGACAGGAAUACAUGAACUAUGGACACGUCUGACCAAGAGACGAUGCCUCCGUUUAAAGAUUUUCUGUUAACUUUCUUCAUGCCAGAAAAAUGUUAUGACCACUUUUUCAUUUACUUCAACUUUAUGCACGUGCCUUGUCUGAAGAUUAUCCUGAGUAAGACUAUGGGAAUAUUUAUUUUGAUGGGAAUUGUUAUUGCUCCACUCCCUCAGAUCUGCAAAGUUCUUUGGUCUGGAAGUUCUAAUGGACUGUGUCUUGCAUCUGUUUUUCUGGAGCUGUUGGCCAUCUCUACUCAUGCAGCUUUCUGCUACACUCAAAACUUUCCCAUUGGAGCCUGGGCGGAAAGUUUAUUUGCAUUGAUCCAGAUUGCUGUCCUGGCAUUGCUCAUCCAGCACUACCGAGGGAAAACCAUAAAAGGUAUAUAUUUUCUUGCUCUAUACUGUGGCUUUAUGUUCCUCCUGGCCUCACCUUUGACCCCUGUGUCAGUGGUUUGGACACUGCAUGAUUGGAAUGUGCUGUUGGUUAUUGCUGGAAGGUUUUUCCAGGCAGGCAGUAACUUUAAAUGUGGGCACACAGGACAGCUGUCUGCACUCUCUGUUUUCCUGGACUUUCUCGGCUCUCUUGGGCGUAUCUUCAGUUCCCUGCAGGACACAGGCCUUUCUCUCUCAAGUCAGAUGCAUGCACUGGCCUGUUGUGGCAGUGGGGUGAUGCUAGCACAGAUCCUGAUGUACUGGAAUAAAUGCAUGACAAACCGUGAGAAAGAAGGGCAAGUGCAGAAAGACAAGGCUGAAUAAAAGAGAUAUAUUCUGACUUGGAUUUAUGUCUCAGAAUGUGCUUUUGCACUCCUGGAAAAAGAGGUUGUGAAUCAUCCAAAGUCUCAUGAAAUGUUUGUAUUUUCAGUCUUAAGAUGUAAUUUUCAGACAUCUUUUUCUGUAAUAAAUAUGUUUCUAAUAUUGUUAAA